CUCUCAGUCGAAAUUAGUUGUAAAGGCAAGCAGUUCGCUCACUAGUCGCAGAAACGCAAAUUGUAGAAACAAAACAAAUAGCAGCCGCGUCUAAGUGCAAGUGUGAUUUAUUUUUUUUAUUGUUUGGUGUUUAGUGUGCUCGUGAGCAGAUCAGUGUAUCAAACAAACAGCCAGAAAGUCGAGCGCUGGGCAAGCAGAAUAAGUCCAAUUGGAAUUGUCCGAACCGCAGUUUCACGGAGUCGAGUGUUCCGUGUUUCGUAUUCCGGGGCAUUUUCCCCGCCGAAAGCCCCGCUCAACCCCCAAGCAAGCAGCCGAAUUAGGGGUUGCAAAGUUUUUGCAGCUAGUACGGAAAAGUCAGAGGAACUUGUUUUCUAAAGGAAGAAAAGGGAAGCGCGCAAGCGACGACUGCCCCCAAAGUCCAAACGGAAUCGGAGUCUGAAUCGGAAUCGGAAGGGGACUCCGCCGAAUCCUUGAGAGAAUCCUUUGCGCGUGCCAUGCGUGACCUCGGCACCAAAAUGGCCGAGCUAAAAUUCGAGGCUCCAUUGGCAAAGUUCGAGGAGACGGACGAGUGGGGCGGCUGCGACUUCAUCUCGAGUCAGAAUGCCAUUAACGACACGCUCAACCUGAAUCUGAAGGACUCCUCCGCCGGCGGCAAGCCGGAUUCGACCAAGCUGCGGCUCCUGGAGGAUGCUGUACGCAAUGCGCACGUGAGCAAGAACGGAGGAGGAGUAGUGGGAGGAGGAGCUGGCUCCAUUAGCCCCAAUUGCAACACGCUCCACGGUGGGUCACUUAUUGAAAUCGGUUUGUCCGAUGUGGGAUUGGUGCCGGGCGAGGGAGCCGGCGUUGGUCUGGACGGUCUGGAGAAGCGCUCCCUGGCCGUCGGCGACCAUGUGGACAACUUCACGGAGACCUUCGGCGGGAGUCUGGAGGAUCUGGUCAACACGUUCGACGAAAAGAUAACCAAGUGCUUCGGUAACUACGAAGAGAACGUUGAGGAGCUGGCUCCGGUGCAGGUGCGCAGCCAGGAGGAGAUCAUGAACGAAUGCCAAAUGUGGUGGACCAUCACAGGAAACUUUGGCAACAUUCUGCCCAUCGACUGGUCCAAGUCGUACACCCGUCAGAUGCACAUGCCCACACUGAAUCUGGGCCAGAACCACACGAAGCAGCAGCAGCAGAAUCGCAACCAGCAGCAGCAGUUGCACAACCAGAGCCACCAGGCGUAUCCACACACCAACGGUGCGGGAUCCGGAUCCGGAUCCGGGCUGGAUGCCCAGACUCCGGGCGAUGAGUUCAACGAUCUGACCAGCGAGGACGAGGCGGUGGCCAACGACCUGGACAUGCACGCCCUCAUCCUUAACGGCUUGAACGGGGACAUGGACGACCAGCCGAUUAAGACGGUGGAGGAGGUGAUCAAGGAGAUCGACGACAUCAUGGACGAGGCCGAGAGCCCGCUGGACGAGCCGGAGACCAGCGAUUCGGAGGUGAUCGAGAAGGCGCGAGAGGUGCUGGGCGCCCCCCUCUAUGCGGAAAAACUACAAUAUCUGACCACGACACAGCUGAACGAGCUGUACAUGGAGAUGGAGGUGCUGAUCCAGGAGCUGAGCGAGACGUUGAUCAACGAGCUGGCCCUGCGCGACGAGCUGGAGUUCGAGAAGGAGCUGAAGAACUCGUUCAUCUCUCUGCUCCUGGCAGUUCAGAACAAAAGGAGGCAGUACCAUGUGGAGAAGAAGCGCGGCAAGUUCCAGGGUCCCGAGCCCAAGUACUUGACCACAGUCAUUCCGUAUCACCUGGAGAACGGCACGCCCAACAACCAAUCCCUGCAGGUCCUGAUCAAGAUUCUCAAGGCCAUCAACGAGGACAGCCCGACGGUUCCGGCCCUCCUCACGGACUACAUCCUGAAGGUGCUCUGCCCUACAUAAGCGCCGCAAGCGGUAGUCGCCGAGGAGCAGGAACCCCAGCUGUCGCUCUAUCUCUCUGUCUGUGUUUAUACAAUUAUACAACACACCACACAUAAUUUAAUGAUUAGUUCGUACUUUAAAUUAUUGUUUGAAUGCAAUCCGUGUACUCUCCGCGGAGAAGAAGAUUUCCACAUGAAGAGAGGACCCUAGUGAUUGGAUAACAACACCUUCGUCUGUCGAAUAUGAAGCACCCAAAGUGGGGUCUUCUUCUCAACGGAGUCCUUUUCCCGGCCGAUUCGACCGACAGAACGAAAUAUGCAACAAAACAAAACAUACAUGUAAUACACUUACAUAUAUAGACACAUAUAUAUAUAACGGAAUAUUUACGGAGAGCGCGCUCUAGGAACUCAGCCAGUCCUCCCAUGGCAAUAAUACUCAAUUCUCUCCGCCGCCUCUCUUUCUCUUUAAGGAGCAUUCGAAUUGUUAAAGAGCCGACUCCAACUAAGCUUAAUAUACAUACAUAUAUGGUAAAUGCAUCUGGGCCAGUUGCAAGUCCGCCUGCCGGUGCAGCUUCAAUUUUUCGUCUAUAUGUGAAAUAUGCAGAUCUAAAUAGACACACGCUUGCAUUAUGUUCGCCCAGCUUUCCGCGAUCGAACGGGCAGCCAAUCACUAGGUUUUACAA
Molecule: messenger RNA, 2580 nt
Organism: Drosophila mauritiana
Lineage: Eukaryota; Metazoa; Arthropoda; Insecta; Diptera; Drosophilidae
Gene: Unc-76
Product: fasciculation and elongation protein zeta-2
Exons: 5
Coding region: 495-1919 (474 amino acids)
Cellular component (GO): axon; cytoplasm
Source: RefSeq, a predicted model, not a curated record